Homo sapiens (human) is the source of this 35178-nucleotide messenger RNA. RefSeq names its product SET and MYND domain containing 3 (gene SMYD3). Gene Ontology annotation, cellular component: nucleus; cytoplasm. NCBI's taxonomy places the organism in Eukaryota, Metazoa, Chordata, Mammalia, Primates, Hominidae. Bases 34243 to 34962 code for a protein of 239 amino acids. Gene Ontology annotation, biological process: chromatin remodeling. The record is from RefSeq and is a predicted model, not a curated record. The transcript has 8 exons. Gene Ontology annotation, molecular function: RNA polymerase II intronic transcription regulatory region sequence-specific DNA binding; histone H3K36 dimethyltransferase activity; histone H4 methyltransferase activity.
AAAGAAAGUCUUUUGCCCUGUAACUGACUUUGACCAAUUUUCCUUCUCUAUAUUUGUUAAAUUAACUUUGGCGUUUUUCAUCUUGGCUUACUAAUUUCUGACUACCUCUUCCAUCCUAUCUAUUCGUUGCAGUGUGGAAGAUAAACGUGAGCUUACCCGUGACUCCUGGGCCUUGGCAUCUGUCUUUUGCAGACUGCCUGGAUUGCUAUCCAAUGUAUUAGUCUGUCAAGGUUUAAAUUUGGUGUAGGUGGGAGGGAUGUAGGGACGGACACACAAGCUUUUAGAAAAGCCAGGCUCUCUAAGGAAUUCAAGUGAAGCAGAGACUUCUUUUCAUAUUAAAGCAAUGUAAAAUGACAGAAAGAAUUAUAGGUAUAAAAUUGUGUAUUACAAAUGGGAAAUUUAAUUGGACCAGAGUACAUAGCAGGUGAUAUUGAACCCCCUACCCUGAAAGAGCCUUUGUUUUUCAAGUAUGGGAUAGAACUGGAACACAGGGGCCUUUGUACAUGGACACUGUAUAGGCAUCAUUUGUUUUACUAAACACUCCUUUCUAAAGACGGCAAAAGCAUAUUGGCAGCAAGGUAGACUUGUCAGAACAAUAUACAUGACUUUUAGACCCAAGCAGGUGGACUGCUUGACAUGAUUCCUCCGGGUGCAACGAAUUUUUGUGUGUGGGCAGAAAGGAAUGAGUCUUAAUACUUCUCAGCAAUAUACUGUGGUUUAUUUUCCUCUCACAAAGAAAAAGAAUCAUUUCAAAGAAAUAACAAUUAUAAAGUACAGCAGCUUGUAAACGUUCUCCAUUCUUUUUAAUUCCCAGGAAUGUGUGAUGGGGCAGGAGAUUUGGUCCCUGUGGAGUGUCUGUAUAGCCAAAGGUUCUUCACAGAUUUUGGUUCUGCCUCCUUUGCAAAAGUAGAAGAAUGCCUUUCCUAUGUUGUUAAAAAGAUAUUUAAAAAUUAAUAUUUUGCACAGUGCUUUUCAUUAUGGGGCCAUUUUUGUCUUAACAUGGAGGCAAAAAACCUGUGACUUCCUCCCUGAAGUUCCUUCUACCCUUACAUGGCUGAAUCUGGGAGAGGUUCGUGCAUUUUUCCCAUCCUUAUGGAAGUACACAAGUAAUUACAUGAACGUGCUACCUGUGCAUACUUUUAUUGGCUUUUGAAACAUUUUAUAGCUUUUCUAUGUGUCACAUGCCAUGAUAUGUAUAUUACAUUGAUUAUUUAAUAUUUACUACAUAUCCACGAGGUUUACUCUUAAGAUAUUUUGGCUCAGAGAGAUAAUUUUGUCAAGGUCUCAUAGUGACUAAGUUGCAGGACAGACCCAAGCAGUCUGGUUUCAUAGCACAGCUUCCUAACCACCGCACUGUUUUGCGUUUUGUCUGUUUAAAGGAGUAUGCAUAGAGAAGAAUAUUGGAGUACCUUGCUUAAAAAUGACCAAAGGACAGAUAACCCUAAAUAUAAAAGAGCAAAGGAGUUGAAUAGACCUUUCUCCAAAGAAGAUAUACAAAUGGCCGACAAGCACGUGAAAAGAUGCUCCUCAUCAUCAGUUAUUAAGGAAAUGCAAAUCAAAACCACAAUGAGGCUGGGCGUGGUGGCUCACGCCUGUAAUCCCAGCACUUUGGGAGGCCAAGGUGGGAAGAUCACCUGAGGUCAGGAGUUUGAGACCAGCCUGGCCAACGUGGAGAAACCCUGUCUCUCCUAAAAAUACAAAAAUUAGCCAGGCCUGGUGGGGUGUGCCUAUAAUCCCAGCUACUCGGGAGGUCGAGGCAGGAGAAUCGCUUGAACCCGGGAGGCAGAGGUUGCCGUGAGCUGAGAUCAUGCCACUGCACUCCAGCCUGGGCCACAGAGCGAGACUCCGUCUUCAAAAAAAAAAAAAAAGAAAAAAAAACCGUAAUGAGGUGCCACUUCACAUUUACUAUUAAAUGUAAUAGAAUGAAAUGUAGUAGGAUGGCCGUGAUCAGUAAAAUGGAAAAUAGUAAGGAUGUGAAGAAACUGGAACCCUGUACAUUGCUGAUAGGAAUGUACAGUGUGGUAGCCACUGUGGAAUCCACUUCCUUAAAAAGUUGAUGUAUGACCCAGGAAUUCCACUGCCAUAUACACACACAAAAGAAUGGAAAACUGAUACUUAAUUUCACAUACAUAUAUUAUAAAUAGUAUUAGUAUUUACAAUAGUGAAAAGGUAGCAACAGCCAAAAUGCUCGUUGUUAGUUGAAUGAAUACACCAAUUGUGAUCUAUCCAUACAAUCGAGUAUCAUUCAGCCAUCAAAUGAAUGAAGUACCCAUACAUGCUCCAGCACGGGUGAACCCGGAAUACAUUAUGCUUAAUGAAGGGAGCCAGACACAAGACGCCACAUGCUCUGUGAUUCCGUUUGUAUGAAAUGUUCAAAGUAGAUGAAUCCAUAGAGACGGAGUGCAGAUUGAUGGUCGCUAGGGCUUGUGGGAAGGGGCACCCGAGAGCAGCUGCCUUCAGUGGGUAUCGAGUUUUCCUCUGUAGUGAUACAAAUGUUUUGGAGCUGGAUAGGUUGGUGGUCGUUUAUCAUUGUGAAUGCACUCAAUGUUACUGAAUUGUUCUUAAAAUAGUUAAUUUUAUGUUUCACCUCAAGAAAAAACAAUAAUGACUAAGUUAUCCCGCGGCCCCUAGCUCUCAGGUAUUACAGUCAGUUGCAGCUUUUAUGGAGCACAUAUUUGCAUGUUAUUGGGCCAAUAGCAAGUUAAACAAACACUGUGAUAGGCAAACAUUAUCUUGAGCACUUUACAUGUGUGGACAAGCACAAUGACUGACGUGGUUCCCAGACUCCAGCCGAGACUCCAGGAACCAACAGCCUUUAAGAAUUAACAGGGGAACAGACAAAAUAUGAAGGCUGUAUGUUGAUUUAGCAGACACUCAGCAAAUAAAGGGCUUACAUUUUGGUGACGCCAACAGCUAAAAUGCUUUUUCACACAGUGAGUAGGGUGUUACCAGACUUACAUGUGUGCUCAGGCAGCAUGAUCUUAUCCUCCUCCUAAUCAGGGUAGGUUUCAGUCAUGCAUGCUGGAGCAAAUGAUUCCGGUGAGAGAAUCUGAAAGAACCCUAUACAAACAUGUACCUUUUUUUCUUUAGGACUGUGAAGGGAACGUGGCAGUGUGUGGCCUGGUGCAGCCUGUGCCCAGAGGGUUUUUCACGUUCAGUAUAGACCUUUGAUGUUCUCAGGUUAUUUUCCAAGUUGCCCAGAAGCAUGACACAUACACUGCACUAAAUCCUUGAGGAGUUGCAAGAAAACAGAUAGUGCUUUUCUUCUUCUUUUUUUUUUAAAAAAGGGAGGGGAACCUAGUCCACAGUGCAGCAAAGCAGUUUGUCUGGUGUAGGUAAUGGGGGUGUGGGUCACCGAGGAUGACCCUUGUUGACCUACAUUCCUGAUCUCUCCCAUUCAGAUGUGCACAUGUAGAUCCAUUUACUUCUAGACAGCCCUCUUAGGUUACUGAAAUUAUUGAUUCAGCAUUGUCUGCAUUGCCAGGGCCUCCUCUCACCCUAAUGUAGAGUGGGAAGUGGACAUUUUUACUUAAAAAUGUGUGAAUUUUUCUUACCCAAAUAUUACUUUAUUGUCUCAUUGUAAAAAUUUCAUAUAUCUAUAUAACAGAUAUAUAUAUCUGUAAGUAACUUUAAUAAUCAGACAAGCCACCUUCUCCACUCCCCGACCUUUAUUCACUUUUACCAUUUGCAUCUAAGCUCACCUUAAAAACCUGUGACUGGUACAUGGUGGCCUCUUCAGCUGCACACAAUCUUGCCUGGGAGUUUUCCUGGCCUGAGGCUAUAAGGUGGAAGAUUGUUUCGACGACUUUUAACCCUUCACCUCUCCUCACCCCUGAAAGCAUCAGCAAACCUCCCUCUUUCUGUCCCGAAAUCCCCAAAGGCAAGGAUGUCUUUUCCUGUUUUCUAGAGCUCACUCUUUUAUUAUUUGAUGGACCUCACUCUACUAGUUAUCUAGUCUCAAUUAUUUUCACCUUUUUUAGCCUUUAAAUGUGCCUGUCUUCCUCUUAGGAAGGAAGAAAGCGAGGGAGGGGAAAAAAAGAAGUAAUGCCUUUGCUCCACCUCUUCCUCUACUUAUCUUUGAAUCAUCUCUCCUUUCACAAUUACAACUGAAAUUAUUUACAUUUUUAGUCUUCACUUUCUUACUUCUUGUCACCUCCGCUGUAGUCUGGCGUUCAGGUCCUUAACUCAAUUGAAACUGCUGUAGUUGCGAUGAGCAGCAAUCUCCAUGUUGCUCAAUCCUCCGGAUACUCUAACUUCAUGUGUCCUGUGGACCGCUCCCUUUCGGGAACGCUUUUCCCUGGGCUUCGGUGACACCAUACUCUCCUAGUUUUCUUCCUGCACUACUGUCUUCCCAGUCGGUGGGGUUCUUUCGCCACCUUGUUUGUUCUCUGCACACUGUCUGUGGGUUACCUUACUGAUUCCUGUAGCUUCAUUCACCGUCUCUGUGUGGCUGACUCCCAAAGUUAGCUUGUGUUUUAGUUACCUUUGUAUACUUCCAGCAGCCAACAUGGGACCUGUUGCACAACAGUAGCCUAUGUUAAGUAAAUGAACGGACUGAUAAAUAGAUGUUUUCCAUGAUUGAUACUCUUCCCAAAAUCUUUCAUUAUUACCAUUUGUCACCCAUCACAAGAACAUAAACUCCAUGAGAGCAGAGACGUUAUCAGUCUUGUUCAGGACUGUGUGCCUGGCACGUGGCACACGUAUCCAGUAUGAGCAAAAAACAAGUGGCUCACCCAAAAUGAUCCUGGCACCAGGAAGUUUCUCUUUGGGCCUGGCUUCCUUGGUUACUCACAUGCCCCCGUCCAUGUGUUGUAGGAAGAGGAAAGAUGUAAGCAUUAAGGAUUUGGCUCACUGGGGCUGGUCCUGGUGGUUUGGAAAUAGCAGAUCUCUAAGGCAUUCCAUCACCUCAUGAGAGAAGUCUUAUUUAUUUAUUUAUUUAUCUAUUUAUUUAUUUAUUUCUUGAGACGGAGUCUCGCUCUGUCGCCCAGGCUGGAGUGCAGUGGCAUGAUCGCAGCUCACUGCAACCUCCGCCUCCCGGGUUCAAGUGAUUCUCCUGCCUCAGCCUCCUGAGUAGCUGGGACAGGCACCCGCCACCACGCCCAGCUAAUUUUUUUGUAUUUUUAGUAGAGACAGGGUUUCACCAUAUUGGCCAGUCUGGUCUGGAACUCCUGACCUCAGGCAAUCUGCCUGCCUUGGCCUCCCAAGAAGCCUUAUUUUUAUAUAGCUCGUUUUCUCUCACCUGGGAUCCCAGGUCAACCCCUUUUCAAGUUGGGAGAAACCAGCUAAACAUUUUGUGUUUUAAUUUAAAUUUUGUGGUCUGAGUUGACUCUUGCUAGGGUGGGGGUAGAGGAGGAAACCCAGCAGAGAACUUGAACUAAGUCAAAAUGGCACCUUCCCUCCUGAAUAUUCCUUUUAUUAAGAUGUCUGCAGAUCUCCGAGCAUUAGGUCUUCCAUUCUUGGAGAUUCUGACUUUCCUCUGUCAUUAUUUCUCUGCGGAAGGUUCUAACAUUUGGCCAGUUGUGAUUUCUCUGAGCCCUUUGCAACACUGCAGGGAGCACACUCAGUUGUAUGCAGUGGGGCUGAUAGCAUCCAGGUCUCAGAAGCACUUUCCUUCCAUAUCAUUGCCGAUUUCCUGUUUCUUUUUUAAUUGCACUUGUUCCUUUUAUAAAGUGACAGUAGCUAAAUUUAUUUCUCAAGAUGCUUACAUGCUCUUUUAAAGAGUAUCUAAAUUAAUAAACAUUGAGUACAGAAACCUAAUCUGAAUUUGUGUUUUUAUUGAGAGCACUCUCAUUAAACACAGGCUGGAAAAAAAAAGAAUCAACCAGACCCUGAUGCCUCUUGCAAAAUCUGAUCUGUUCCAAGUCUAGCAGGUAGAGUCCUGAUUGCCUUUAUUUGCAAGUUCAGAAGAAUGCAGGUAGGUGAAGAUUAGAAUGGCCUCGUAGUGAAUAUGUAUAAGCCUAUAAAAUUAAAGUAGAACUUGGUUAAAGAGCAAUACAAUCUCUUGCUAUUUCAUGAAUGCUUAGCAGUGUUAUAAAGACGUGAACAUAUUGCUGUGUUUCAGUGAGCUACAGCCUUACCCUUUGAUAUGCUUAAUUAUUUUCAAGGUCAUUUCUUUUUAUAAAAUCAAGGCAAGCUGGAAAAUGUCAAACAGCCUACAAGUAUAGAAUAAACUAUUUUCAUUGUCAUUUUAUAGUCAUAUAUAGUUGUGGUUUUGAGUUUCCCAGUUACAACCAGUCACUGAGUGUAAGAGUCACAAUAAAUUCUCUUAGGAACAUGGUAUCCUUUAUCUCUUCAACCAUUAAUGUUCCAAGGAUAUUUUCAAAUGAAAGAAUGAUAAAAAUUAGUUGAUGCGUUCUGGGAAUAUGCACAUUUAAAAUUUCAAGUUAACAAUACAGAUGAAGGUGGUUAAAUGUGCAAGAGCUAGCUACAAUAAGAGAAAUGUAGUUGAGGCUACUGCUGAAGGGAUUAUGUACUUAGCCUCUAAGCCACUUAGGAUAUAUAUUAAGUUGGUUGUGCUCUACCAUUUUGGCUGAAGAUAAUUUUCCCUUACAUAAAGCAAAUAUUUAGUAACAAGUGAGGUAAGUCUGAGUUGUUCAUUAUGCAGGUUAUAUGGUACGGUUGAAAUCCUGACCAUACCACUAGUCUCUGUACCUCUGAGUAACCCUCACAUUGUAUUGUACUUAAAGGUUUGAGGUGAUUCUUAAGUAGGCAUUGUAACUGAGAAAUAUAAGUUUCAGAUUUUUGCUGCCACCAGCUGUUAGGAAGUGCUGGUUAUUUUGUAAUGAUGCCUGAAAACCAUGGACUCCUCAGCAUUGUGAAAUUUGGAUUUAGGGGUAACACAAACAAAAAUUCCAGAUUCUUGAGGAGAUAAGAAUUUUAAAUGAUUCAAGAACAUGCACACCAAUUCUAUUAGUUUAAAAAUAAUUAAUAUGCCUUACGUGGCAGUAGAGUUCAGAUCAGUUGGCUGCAAUCUUCAGAAAUAUUUAUUUAUAUGGUGUCAACUUAGGUUGUCUCUGAGACACAUUCCAAUUGAUACUUCUGCCUGCCUCUGACAGACUUCUUUUCCCAGAAACACCCUCCACAUAUGCUUAUUCCUGUUAGCUUAACCUAGUUCUAGAAUGUUCUUUUAGGGUAAUUGAGGUAAGACUCUCUUUUCACUUAGCCAACUUGGAGUUGUUGGCAUUUCAAUUAGUGGUCAUUGCGGGAUAGCAUUACUUCACUCAUUCUCACUUUAGAUACAUUGCUCCCACCGACUUAUGUUGUAUAGUAGUCCUUCUCUGAUAGAUUCACCAAGAAACUACUGUUGCUUAGCCGGCCAGGUACACGUCCACACGCUUUGACCUCACUUACUGAACCCACAGCUCUGCCACGCUGUCCUCUUCUGUUCCUGAAACUCUCCAAGCUUGCACCCAGGCUGUUAUCUUUGUAAUAUUUUUUUUACCCUCUUGCAACCAACACACAUGCACUAUUGCCUGGCAAACUCCUACUUCUAGGAGUUUUUGGCUUGAAGCCUGCUAUUGGCUUAACUAGAGAAGAGUCAUAUGAAGGUCUGGAGAGAGGCCAGAUAAGUCAGAGCUGUGCAUUCAAAGAAAAAUCAGGACUUGGGAAGACAUGUUCCUGCCUGUCAUUUGAAAUAUACUGUCAUUGGCCAGACCUGUAUUUGAUUCUCUUUUUACAUUUUAGAAGAACAAUACUUUUAAGCCAUACAUUUGAUAAGAAUGAUCAAACCACCACUUUGUUGCAGGUUUACUGCUAGGCUCUGUGGGUACAUCUAUUCGCGGAGAAAGAAAAGUAAAUUAAUAAUUACAAUAGAGCAUGAUAUACCAAGGUGGAGGCAUAGACGGGGGCUGGGGAACAUGAAGGAGACCAUCGAAAUCAAAGGUGGAGGCCAGAGAAGGCUUCCUGGAGAAACGAGGCCUGAAUUGCUUUCUGAAGAACUGGUAAAAGAUAAUCUGAUGAAAACGGGUUCAGCCUGGAAGAGAGGAUGCCUGAAAUGGAGGGAACAGCCUGUGUAAAGAUGGAAACAAUCUAACAGCUUAGCACACAGAGAAAACUGUAAGUCACUCAGUCCUCAGUGAGUUUGAAGUGCACGCUGAAAGCUGUAGGGCCCCGGAGAAGAAGCCUCUUGGGAAAAUAGGCCUUUACAACCACAGCAAAGACAGUCUGUCAUGCUUGGCGGCAUGCAGGUGAGCUGUGCCAGGUGUGCCAGGCAGGCUGCAUGUUCAUUUGUAGAGGACUCUGCAAAUGAGGCGCAGGGUGGAGCGGGGUGGUGCUGCCAGUGAACAAAGAGAAUGAGGCUUACCUAGAGCAAUCGCUGGAACACCUGUCUUGUCUGAUGGCAUCGUCUCGCUUGUCUGAUGGCGUUGUCUCACAGUCCCAGCCUGCAUGUUGGUAAUGUUCAGGGCGAGAGGAGUAAGCAAACAGCCCCAGCUUCUGUCUGCUGCUGCUCUGGAGAAUAUCAGAGUUGCUCUGCCAGGUCCCACAGGUUCUUUUACAUUCACCAUCUCUAUUUAAUCUUCCCAGAUUUGAAAAUAAUGGUUUAUCCUGGAUGUGAUCUGAAAGUAUUUCCCCAAUGCUUACCCACAGGAGUCACCCACAGAAUCCUCACUCACUGCUGUCCCCCAUGUGAGAGCUUGCUAUAGCUCUGUGUCAGGAAUUUGGGAACAGUGUUGCUGGUAAUGUGGAAAUCAUGAGAGACGUCAUGUGGGGUUAGACAGCAGCCACCUUCAUAGCUCCCUGCCUUUCUCACUUCUCCUAGACCUCUUGAUUCUCUGAUUCCUCGGGAAACUCAAUUACCUUUCCUUGAUUAUGCAGAGCAAUUUAACUCUCAAACAUCCUUCGGCUCUGGGCCCACCUUUGCACAUUCAGAAGCUCAUUAAUGUUUCAGCACCGAGGAACUGGCAGGAGCUUUGACAUUUCAGUGUUGUCUUUUCUCCCUCCCCAGGUAUCUCAGAGUGAGAAGGAGCAGUAUAGAGAUCUGCUUUCCCACUAAUAUGAAUUUUCACCCCAAACCUCAGCAUCAGAUGAAGAUAGUCAUUUUCAGUUUUAAUAUUUUUUUCUUCUAUGCAUAUUAGGUAGGCAAAGAAAGACAUAGAGUUCUCUCUAUCUAGAACUUUGAAAUAAAUGAAAAUAUUAGAACAAAUAAACACUUCCUAUAAAUGUGAGUGAAUAGGACAGUAGGUAAUAACCGGAAUGGAUUUGGAAGAAUGGAUUCUGUCAGCUCAUACUCAGAGGCAUAUUGUUAAAGCAGGGAUAUGAAGACAGCAGCAGAGUACAGGGGUUACAGGCAUGAAUUUAGGAGUCAGAUCAAGCUGGGUUAUAAUUGUGUCUCCUCUCAUUCCUAAUCUGUGAAUUUAGCUGAGUCAACUUAACCUACUGAGUUUACUUCAUUAUUUGUAAAAUAAAGGUAAUAUCACCAGGUAAAGUGGUGCACUCCUGUAAUCCCAGCUCCUCAGGAGGCUGAGGCAGGAAGAUCUCUUGGGCCUAGUAGUUGAAGACCAGCCUGGGCAGCAUAGCAAGACCACAUCUGGGAGGUGGUGUGGAGAAAAAAAAAAGUACUCCCCCCACUCCAGGACCUGGCGAGCCCUCAGUACCGGUGGCUCCCAUUUCACUCACAGUCUUCCUGGGCUGUGCUUCCGUCGUGUUCCCUGCACUCCUACACCCUGGUCUUCUGUUUUACAAGCUGGACCUAUUAUCCCACAAGGGACUUCGCACUUGCCAUGGCCCUGCCUAGGAUGCUUCAGCAGACAUGGCUUAUCACAGGCCAGUGCCCAUUCUUGCUUUCUUCCUGCUAACAGAGUUUCAAUUUUUUUUUUUUUCGGGGCUACAAAAGGCCCAUUCAUGCCAGUUAAAAGCAAGAAACUUCCUUAGCUUUACUGUAUCUGUGGGACAGUUUAGAGCAGAUGUAAGUGAACACUUAUGGGCAGGGCUUCUGGGGAAGGUACUAUUUGCGGAUAGGAAGGGACUGACUAGGCUGGCUAGACACACCCUGCCCUUCAGCCUUCCCCAUUCUUCAUCACUGGAAGGCUGAGUUACUGCUCAGUAGUAGAGCAGCCCCCGGUGAGCUACACACCAGGAGGGGCAAAGAAAAAGGUAUAAGGAGCUUGGCUCCCUAAUGGCAUUGUGGGAAUCCAGUGAGAAAAGGGACCCUUUCUGUGGGUAAAUCAUUUUAUUUGGUAUUCUGUUGAAAGCAGUGAAUUUAACUCCGGCUAUUACACGUGCUUUCCCCCCAGCACUUUAGAAAAACCUUUUUUAAUGGUUGGCGCUCUCAUUCUUCAGGACUCCAUUGAAUGUGACUGCCUCAAAGAUGCCUUCCUUGGUCAUUCCCUCUAAAGUAGCUCUUCUUCCACACGCUCGUGGUGUAUUCUGUUUUAUUGUCGCCACAUCAUGAACAUUAUCUGAAAAUAUCUUCUCAUUUAUUUACUUCUCGGUACUGCAUAUCUCACGCUGGGUAGAAUUAAGCUCCAUUGGAAUAAGGACCUGGUGUAUCUUGUUCAUUGCUCUAUCUGUACUGAGAACUAUGCUGAUGUAAAGCAGGUGCUCAGUAAAUGUUUCUUAAAUGCAUACAAAACGUGUUAUCUAGAUUAAAGAGCAACUUUUUACAUUUAAUCAGUAGUUUGUCAAGGAGAGGAAAAUUAAGGUGGAAUUCAUGGUGUUGGAGUGAUUAUAUCCCUUUAUAUUUAUAUAUUCUGGUUUGUCUGUAUAUUUAUGUGUAAAUAUAAUUCACAUCAAUAAAUUGAGCACGUAUUAUGUGCUAGGAAUUCUAAGCACCUUCUACCUUUUCAUAUUUUUCAAUCAAUAGUUUUAUAAAAAAGAGUAAAUAUAAAAAGGUAUGCUUUACUCUACGGGGUAGUUCUCAAAAAAACAAAGCCAAUUUCCUCUUUUAAUCAUUGCGUAUUUAUUUAUUUAUCUGAAAGUGUUUCUUCAAAGUGAAAGUUGAAAUGUGUAGUAAACUUUCAAAUAGAACUGCAUUUUGUCUCAGUAGAAAAUUCUCCAUCACAUAUAUCUCAAUGACUUUGUGUCAAAACCUACUAUUUUACCUGUCAAGAUGAUCUUCUUCCCUUACUGUGCAUUUCAGAGGAUGGAAGUACAUAGAAUGAAAUUUUAGUGUCAGAUACAUCAAUUACAAACCAACGGAGCUGUUUCAUUUUGCACCAAUGAUGGAGAAAGAGAGUCAGGGGAAGAAUGAGUCUAUUUUUACCUUAAAGUAGCAGCAUUCAGGAUAAGAUGUCUUCACUUAGAAAUCAGUCAUACCCUCGACUGUGGAUCAGUGCAGGCUUUAAUAAUUCAUUCUGAAACCUGUGCUUCCCCAGCUAGUGCUCCCUGGCUCUUUACUUAUUUAAAGGUCUGUUUACCUCUCAGUUUGCACCUGCAACUGUCCAUUCAAUCUGCUGUGCAUAACCAGUGGGGAAUAAGCCCAUUAAUUAGAAUAAUUUAAGCAUCUCAGCUUCCUGCAAUCUUCAACCUAGUGGGGUCUCACUGGCAACAUACUUCUUUAUGAAGCUCAUCUCUCAUCUGAACCACAGGUCUAGAUCCUUAAUGCAGUGAUCAGAAGCUUGCGAUUCUGUGGCACUUGAAAAUUUGGAAGCCCCAUAAUAUAUGGUCUGGUUUGCAGAUUCUCAACGCAGUUCCACUAGGGAUUGACACACCCAUGCUAGUCUCUUGUGUAAUUAACCACAACAACAGAUUGUAGCAGAAUAUAAAAGAAGGAAGCUGACCUAUGGGGGGGAAAAAAGACAAAGCUUAUUGUUGUGGCAAGGAGGGACUUCAUUCUUUUAGGACAGGCUAUCCAGGUGACCUGAUAAUGGAUAUAGAGGAAUUCCAGUAUUGAAUUAGGCCUUUUGCAUCUGACAAAGGACAGGAUUAAAAGGAAUAACUUGGGAGGGAAUGUCUGUUGGCAUCUGUUUGCUUGAUGAUCCACCCAUGAUGCCUGACCGGAUGAGAGCCUGUCUUUGGGAAGCUCAUGAGUUUAUAAGAAACAGAAUUGCUGCUGUUUCUUAAACUAGGCAGUGUUCUGGUGAAGAACGUGGGCUCUGGGACAAGAGGGCCAUUUGCUGGUUGUUUUCUCUUGUCGAGUUAAUUAUCGCUCUGCCUCAGUGUUCUCAUCUAUAAACUGUGAGUAGCCAGACCUCCCUGAAGGACACUUGCUGGCAAGGCCAAAACACAAGCUACAAACAGAGGCCAAGCAGUGGAGGCAGGGGGCGCCCCGAAGGGACAGGUGACAGGCAGUGAUGCCAAGGGCAGCUCUUGUCCUCGUCCCAGACUUCGCUACUCAUUGGCUUUGGUGAUGUAAGCGCUAAGUAAAAAGCUACUGCUGUUCCAAACAGAUGUGAGGCGAAGGUUUAAGCUUUGCGGUCUGCGUAUGACCUUUUCAUCUUUGCCCUCGUACCUCCUAGCAUCCCUUUCUUUGUGAAUGGUGCCUACGUUGGAUUGUUUAUCCAAACCAGACACCUGAGUCAUUCUAGGGUCCUUUGUGUCACCCACCUCCAUGAUUCAGCAAAUCACUAAAUACGGUUUGUUCGACCUUUUUACCUGUGAUUUCCUUUUUAGUGUAGGUAAUUCCUCAUCAGCCUUCAAAUUCAGCUCAAAUAUGACCUCUUAAGGGAAAGCAUUCUGUGACUCUCCCUUUCGUAGUCUGAUUAAGGUGCCCGUUUUCUUUGCUCCCCAAAACACCUUGUAGAUAUUUUAGGAAACACAGCAUUUCUUGCAAAUGUUAAUUUAGUUUCCUCCACUAGACUCUUAAGCUCCUGUGGGCAGAGACUGAGUCCUAUUUGGUUUUAUAUCCCUAAUGGUUGGCAUAGUGCCUCACAAAUAACAGGCUUUUAAUGUUUAUUGAAGGAACCAAAGAAAGUAGGUUUCUGUGAGUUCACCUUGGAUCAUAACCAUGAUAUAGAACUUAUUUUUAUGGGGAAAAUAUGUUCUUACCUUCCCAAUAACUCAGAGUUAUAAGCUUUAGAGUAUUAGCAGAUGUCAUUCUAAAAGUUCCUUUCUUUAGAAUCUAAAUUAUUUAAAAAACUUAAUUUUGUGUGCAGGUAAAUUGCUUGUCUCUGCCCUCAUCAACAUCCCAGGGGCAGGAUUUAAAAAAAUCUUCACGUUGUUGUUUUAUUUUGUUUCACUUUUUUCUUGCCCAUUUCUGAUACAAAAAUGGGACAAAGAGCUUUCUGAUGGAAAGUUAUUAUUAGCUCCAUUUACUAGAAAUGAUUCAUAGGCCCAAGGAAGUCUUUUUGCAUGUAGUAAACACAUAGUAACCAAAUUAGGUAUGUGAGCCAAAGGUUAAGAGCCAAAGUCAAACUUCCAGACCUUAACAUUAAUUGAAAAAAAAAAAUUCUGUCCUUCGAACUCUGUAGCUCAAGAUAAAUGUGAUUCUUAGAGGUCGAUAUAUUUUUUUUUUUUUGAAGACAUAGUCUCGCUCUGUCACCCAGGCUGGAGUACAGUGGCACAAUCUUGGCUCAUUGCAACCUCAGCCUCUGAGAUUCAAGCGAUUCUCCUGCCUCAGCCUCUGAGUAGCCAGGACUACAGGUGCGUGCCACCACACUAGGCUAUUUUUUUUUAUUUUUUAUUUUUAGUAGAGAUGGGAUUUUCCCAUAUUGGCCAGGCUGGUCUCGAACUCCUGACCUCAAGUGAUCCACCUGCCUCGGCCUCCCAAAGUGCCGGGAUUACAGGCACGAGCCCCUGUACCUGGCGAGAUGUGUAGUUCUUGGUGCUAACUAUGAGCAUCUUUAGGGCAUGAAGCAGAUCUUCACUUCUGUAUUGCCAGCAUUUAGUACAAUAAGUGUUUGGUGAAAGAUGAACCAAUAAGUGAAUGAUUGUAUUUCCUUUUCAGCUUUCAUGAGAAAUUAUGUGAUGAUCAGACUGUUUGGUUUGAUAACCUUUUAUUGUAAAGGUAGUUUUUGAUUAUUAUAGAGCAGCACUGGUUGAUGGGCUUGAAAUUUUAUAUUUUUCUUUAAUCAGCAUAUCUACAAACAAUCAGUGGAGUAUUCCUUUUGGGUUGCCAUUUUGAAACAAGAAACGUAUGGAAAUAAGGGACGAACAUUAUCUGCUUUCUCUUGGCUGUGUCCUGAAAGAAUUGGAAUUUGCUGUGGAGCAAAAGCUAAAGAUUAAGCAAUAUUUUUUUCUUUUUAAAGUAAUACCAGUAUAAUUGCUGGAAUUAUUAGUAAUAGUAUUACUAUUAUUCAUUAUUAAAUUUCUCAUUUUAUUUCAAUCUCUCCAUCAGGAAUGACUUGUGUAGAGUAAGGGAGUUUGGGAGGGAAGAAAGCUAAUUCAUAAAUUCAUUUUUCUUGUUUAAUAUACUGUUUGUUUUGGGCCAGGCACGGUGGCUCAUGCCUGUAAUCCCAGCACUUUGGGAGGCCGAGGCGGGCAGAUCACAAGGUCAGGAGCUCGAGACCAUCCUGGCUAACACGGUGAAACCCUGUCUCUACUAAAAAUACAAAAAAUUAGCCAGGCGUGGUGGUAGGCGCCUGUAGUCCCAGCUUCUUAUGAAGCUGAGGCAGGAGAAUCACAUGAACCCGGGAGGCGGAGCUUAGAGUGAGCCAAAAUUGCACCAGUGCACUCCAGCCUGGGCGACAGAGUGAGACUCCAUCUCAAAAAAAAAACAAAAAACAAAAAACAAAACAAAAAAAAAACAUUGUUUGUUUUGAUGGUAACUUCAUGUAUUUCAUACAUUGUCAUUGUAACACAUUAACUAAGUGUGGGGAACAAUGAACAAUAAACCAAGAGCUGUUUCUCUGUUGUGAUACUUCUUGUUGCCAAAUUUGUGGGCUUUCAUAGUUCAGGAAAUCUUCCUGCACAACUGCUUUGAAAAUUACUAAAUGUUAAUUACUAUUCUACUGUUUUUAAAGGAAAGCAGAAAACACUGCAUCUGAAAGUCUAUUAAAAGAAACUAGGAGGGCUAUUGGUUUCAAUUUCUAAUAGCUUUAUAGUGUGUCCUGGGCAUCCUUCUGUGCCGUGAGCGGGGGUCAAAUUCUGAAGACUUAAGCCCUGAAGCACUUUGCCGGUAUAAACAGAUCUCUCACUGGGGCAGAUUACUUACCUGGAGCUGUAUGGAGCAGGAUCAGCUAGAACAUUACACCUUUUAUAUCUUACUUUGCCAAAGGUAUCAUUCACUUAGUAAGAGAAAUGUUAACUUUUUCCAUAGUUAGUAGCGAUAGAAGCAGAGCGGAUGGCACAAUGAAGCCAUCGGAGCCUUUAAGGCCCUUAUUAUUUCCAUUGAUUCGUUCAGUGAAUGUAGGCUGCGUGCAAUACCACAUGAGUGGAUAUAGCCAAAGCUAUGCCAGAUUGAUUGAUGGAUUGCCUUUAGUAAACUUGCAGUGUAAUGAGGCCACAGUAAUGUAGAAGAGGGAGUGACUCAUGUAUGGGGCAGUAAGCAGAAAGGAUUAAAGUCUUCUGCACUUUGCAUUUAAGAGGUCAUUAGAACCCACCCAAAGCAAGGGUAGAUUUAGUGCCUAAUGAUGUCACAGUACAUAUUAUGAGAGGUUGGAAAUUUGGGGAAAUGGAGAUGAUAGCAAGUAUAAAGGGUUUUUUUUCUAGCAACCUGGCUAUUAAGGGAUAAAUAAAGUGUUGUAGCUAGAGGUGAAUGAGGUUAAAGGUGGGAUUGUUUAAAAUAGAAGACUUAGGCCAGGAGUGGUGGCUCACACUUGUAAUCCCAGGCUUUGGGAGGCCAAGGCAGGAGGAUUGCUUGAGGCUAGGAGUUUGAGACCAGCUUGGGAAACAUAUUGAUACCCUGUCUGUAUUAAAAAACAAACAAAACAAAACAAAAAAGUAAUUAGCCAGGCAUGGUGGCGCAGCUUCUGGGGAGGCUAAGGCAAGAGGAUUUGUUGAACCCAGGAGUUCAAGGCUGUAGUGAGCUAUGAUCAUACCACUGCACUCCAGCCUGGGUGACAGAGUGAAACCCUGAAAAGCAAUCGGCCAAUCAAAAUAUAAAUAAAAUAUAUUUCCCUCCCUCCCUCCCCCUCUCCCUCCCUCCCUCCCUCCUUCCCUAUCUCCAGCAGGGUUUUAGGCUGAGGGGAAGUGAUGAGUGGGAAGUAAAUGAGACUGAAGAUAAGGAAGUCCAGGUUAUGACUGUAGGAGACAGAGAGGAUGUGGAACACAGGAGAAUGGAUGGUCUGUGUAGGAGGACUGUUCCUCUCAAAAGUGGGGAGAGUUUAAAGGAGAAGGAUAAUGCUGUUUAUGGGGGUUGGGUAGGAAGUUGGUAGCAGGGCUGUGGCUUCUGUUUUCUUUGUGAAUUUGGAAGCAAGAUCAUCUGAGGGAGACGCACACACGCAGAGGCUUGGUGCUUGAGUAGACAGUUGGAAAUUUGAGAGAACUUCUGCACCAUGUGAUACGGUUCUGGGCCCCAUGCAGCUACAAGAGAAAAUUGGACAUCAGAUAUGUUGAGGAAACACUCCCCAGAAUUUGUUGCAUGAUUUCCUCCAUCAAAGCUUAGCAGCCUAGUGUUAUAAAACAUAAAAAUUGCUAACAUUUAUUGAGUGCUUACUUUGUGCCAGGCACCUUACUGUGUAGUAACACAGUCCUCAAAACAGUGUGAAAUAGCUCCUAUCAUUACCUAUUUUUACCAUCCCCAUUUUGCAGAUGUGGCUGAGAAAGGUUAAAUCUGGGUGACAGGAUGAGACUCUGUCUUUGAAAACAACAACAAAAAUACGUAAUGUUAAUUCCAGGUUAAUUUAUUUCUAUAAGGACACACUCACGUAGUGUAGCCUGAUCAGCAAAAUGAAAUUUGCUUUCAUUCAAAAGCCUUUAUUGAGGAAGUAUAUCUAAUCGAAUGAAAUUGUUUGUCUGCUCUUUAGAAUGAAAUUACAUGCAAUUAAAUGAGAAAAAUCUUCACUCAGUGCGUAAAACAUAGCAAGUGUAUGGAGAAUAUUGGUUCCCUUGCCUUCCUCUGCACUUGCUCUGAGUGAGCAGCUAGACUGAGGUGGCAUUAGUUUCAAGGCACAUAACUCUUGCUUUACCAACUUAUAAUUGCUCAGGAUGAAAAUAGCAACAACAUGGUACUUCCAUGCUCGGUCUUCACAUAGCCAAUGACAAGCUCCUCCAAGUCAGUUCUGAGUGUCCUUGUGGCUGAUCUGUGGACUACACCCUUGUCCCCAGGAUGUGUUAACAAACACUCUCUUCCCUCCACUUCUCUACAUCGUCAUCCCUGCUCUCCAGACGCCAGGUGUCCCAGGCUGCCUUUUCUCUCCUCUGGAUGUGGGCUGCCUGCCGGGAGCCUCUCUUAUUUUGUCACCCAGGCACUUUCAUGUUUGUUUUCUGCUCCAGCAGCCACUGGGCUGAACCCUUCACUUCCAGGGAGCUUGUUUUGUUUCACAGACUCCAGAGGAAGUAGUUCCUCCUUGAGCUCCCAGAAACAGCGUUCUCAGUGAAGUAGUUUUUCAUUUAUUGUUGUUUUGGCCCCCACAUCCCACAGUGCUGACCUCUGACUCAGGGGUUGGAGUUGUCCACUUGAAAUUUCCUUCUUCUAUUUCUCCAUUUUCUUUUGACCAAGUCUGUAAGCAUUUGCUUCUUCCCAUUACUUUCUCCAGAAGAUCUCGGCUCCUGCCACAGGAAGGUCACUGGAAAGCAGGCCUAGUAGAAUGCCAGACAGGCCUACAUACGCCUGAAUCCUUGGGAAUGCACAGCUAGGCUCUGAAAAUACCUCUGUAUGGUAUUGAAUCUACUUCUGGGGUUGAAACGGGCCUUAAAGAUACUUGGGUAGUUAAAGAAAAUUAUUUGCUCAUCUAAUCAAGUGAUGUUUGAAUCUGUCUGCUGGUGGAGUGAGGACUGUGGAGGAAGGAUCGACAAAUAUUUAUUGAGUAGAUGCUGAAUGUGACACUAUAGGCUAGGUCCUUUUCAAAGAGUUUUUUAUUUUUUCUUUGUUCCAGUAGUCUUUCAACAUAGGUUUGUUAUCCUCAUUUCACAGAUGGGAAAACUGAAGGUCAAAGAAAUUAAAGUUACUUGGUUCAUUGCACUAAGUAGCAGAGCCAGGAUUUUAAACACCUUGGCCAUGAACCCCAUACUUUUUGUACCAUAUCAAAAAAAAAGGGAGUUAGAUUCAUUAUCUAACAGGAAGUCCAUCUAUCCUGCUUGUAGAAGGACAAAAUGAUAUUGAAAGUAGGGGGCUGUGGGGCUAUUUUUUCCCCUCAAGGAAUUUUUUUUUUUUUUUUUGAGACAGAGUCUUACUCUGUUACCCAGGCUGGAGUGCAGUGGCACGGUCUUGGCUCACUGCAACCUCUGUCCCCUGAAUUCAAGCAAUUCUCCUGACUCAGCCUUCUGAGUAGCUGGGAUUACAGGUGCCCGCCACCGCGCCUGGCUAAUUUUUGGAUUUUUAGUAGAGACAGGGUUUCACCAUCUUGGCCAGGCUGGUCUUGAACUCCUGACCUCGUGAUCCACCCGCCUCGACCUCCCAAAGUGCUGGGAUUACAGGCGUGAGCCACUGCGCCCAGCCAAGGAAUAUUUUAUGAGUAAUAACUUCUCUAGAGUAUCAUUUCAACCUGGAGCCAGCCAUCUGAACAAGCCUUCCUCCAUCUCUUUUAGGAUGGUAAGCUGGGGCAUGAUGUUUAAGACUUCUUGGCUCUUUGGCAGGGCUCUGGAGGGGAAGUGAGUAAGCCAUUGGGAUGUCACUGUGGUAAUGUGGACAGGGUUUUCUGGUUUUGUCUCCUUCCCUGUGGCCUUUUUCCAUGUCCCCCCAACCCCUGGACUUCCACGGCUGGGCCAGACAUUUCCCUUCUUAGACAAAUAGACUCGCUUCAUCCCCUCCAUAGCUGCAGAGGAGAAAUCCUUGGUUUGGGUCCCAGUUUUUCCAUAUAGGCUAUUCUUGUGCUUUAUGCAGACAGAAACAUUAGUACAGUAUGUACAGAAUUAGCAGUAUAGUAAUAAGUCAUUUUAACCAACAGAUGUAAAAAAUGCUUCAGCAUACCUUUGUAAUACUAGGCCUGAUUACAGAAUGGGAGUGGUCUGUAUAAGUGAGCUGUGGUAGAAAAUACAACCCUUCAGAAUAAGUUAAAUGUAAUUAACUUCACUUUACCAGAGUCAUUUUUGUUCCCACAGUUACCCGAGUACUAAUUUCUAAACUUGAUGUGUCAAGAAUGUGGCAGAAUGGUGUCAACUUAAUGGCCAAGAAAUGUGAUCUGUUUUGAAAGAGAAUGGAAUAUUAUAGUCUAUAGUACACAAGAAUGGAAUAUUAUAGUUUAUAGUAUACUUUCUUUGAGUAACAUUUCUGUGAACAUUGAAAUUGGGAAAGAAGAUUCUGUUAUUUUCUUCUGAGACUUAAGAGAGUAUCACAUUAAAGUGGCAAAUUUGUGUUUAUGCCAAAUGUUACUGUGAUGUUUUCUUCUAUAGAAUCAAUCCCUGUAAGGUAAGUUAAAAAAACAGAAUUUCUUUCUCUAUAGCUGCGGAUGCAAAAGAACAGAGAGAUUAAAUUAACUUGCUUGUACAUAUAGAAGUUAAUGGUUGUUUCAGAUAAAGAAUGUGUAGAAUCAUAAAUUUCUUAGGACAUGGGUUAAAUGGCAGACAGAGGAAUCUUUGGGUUACAUUGUAGACAGAGGGGUGAUCUUUGCAUAUGAGCAAGUUUUGUGUCUUAUAGGUGGUGCUUUCAAGGAUGCUCCUUAGAAUCGUGAUCUCUAUUUUGAAAGGGAUGAGGAUUUGAUGUUAAUUUAAUAUUCUGUCUACUUGGCAUAUUUUGGGGUUUUGUCUGAUGUAGCAGAAAAGUUCCUACCCAGAAUAAUUUUUAAAACAUGGUAACAUUGGAUUAGGGCAGUAACACACUGCUCAUCUCAAUAAUGCUUCCGGCUUUUGAAUUCAUUAAAAUAAUAAAAGCUUUUUUUUAUCUGCCUCAUUAUUUUUAAUGCAGUUCCAUCAUAGAGCAGACUUAAUCCCUUUGUUGGUGAAGGUAGUUAAAAUUUUCCUUUUGAAAGGAAAAAAAAUUAUCACUUCUGCUAGUUAAUCUGAUACCUUUCUCUUUAGGGUAUUUUGAAACAUAUUAAUAAAGACAAAACUAAAACUAAAAUUGAGGAUCAGUCACAGCAGAGUGAGAAACAUGGCAUGGCAUUGUGGUAGAUGGAGUAGAGGCCCAGUGAUGGGGACAGGAAUCCUAAAUUCUAAGUCGAGCCCUGCUCUUCAUUAGCUAGGUGUCUCAGACAAGCAGUCACUCAACAUUUCUGCAUCUCAGUUUCUUCGUAGAGAAAAGAAGGGUUUUGAUAUAGAUCUCCAUGGUUCUUUUUAGUGCUAAUUUUUAAUCAUUUAAUUGAAAUGCAAAAAGAGGUAUUUUAAAAAUCAGGCCUUGCAUAUUUUUCAUCUCUACUGACCCCACAUCCUCCUCCAGCUACUGUCACAUUUCUAGAAUUUUCUUUCGAGAAAUGAUUCUCAAAUGAGGCGUCUACUCCUUGUCUCUAACUGCAUUGCCAAACAUAGUUUUCUGACAUCAGCUGCAUUUGUCCUGGGACCCACCCUGAGUUGUAGGGUUUUCCUGCCACUCACCUGAGAACUCCAGGCUGAGCCUUCAAGUGCACUAAGCUAAUUAAGUGCUGCAGUAACUCUGCCCUGGUGUCCUCUGAUGGCACAGUUGCAACAGAUGCAUUGUCUUCUUGCUUAUUAACAAGUAAAGGGCUGAUCCCUGGAAAAUGUUGGGGAGGGGGUUAGGAUGGCAGUUGUGCUUUUCGUUCCAGAAGUCACUUAGUCAUCUUUUCUUGGAGAUGGCCUGUAUACCUUGCCUAGCACAGUGUUUGUUGAACAGCAGGCAUGUAUGCCUAAGAGAUUUUUCUCCAUCUUUUCUUCCUCCCUCCAUUUUCCUCCAUUCUUUGCCUCCAAAUCAUAGUGUUAUGUGAUCUUCGGGGUGUCGCUUUUCUGGCCGGAAACCUCUGUGGCUGGUGGCACCUUUGCCCGUUUUUGUCCUGUGUCCAGGAAGAAUGAGGUACUCAGAGAAGUGGAAGGUGAAGAAGAUGAAGAGGAGCUUUAUUGAGUGUCAGAACAGCUCAGAGGAAGCCCACUGUGGGUAGUUCCUCUCUGUAGGCAGGUCAUCUAGUGGAGUGUUGAGCUCUCAGCAGAGAGGAGGCCCUGGAGAUGGUGGCUCCUCUUCACAAGCAGGCCGUUCAGACAUCUCUGCAGGUCUCUGAAGCUCUCAGCAGAGGGCAGCUCCUCUCUGUAGCUGGUUCGCCCAUUGUCUCCACGUGCCCUGCUCUGGCUGAGCCUGAGGCUUUUAUGGACCUCAGAGGGGAGGAAGUUCCUGCCGAUUGGCCCAUGGUCCUCCAUGUGCACCCAGACGAGGCACCACAAGUCCCCACUCCGGUCCCGGACUGGCAUCCUGGCCCCCAGCCUUCAGGCCCUCCCUGGUCUGAAGGAGGGGCCUUACGGGGACUGCCGCCUUCCACCCAGGAAUCUCUCUGCCUCCUGCUGCCCCGGGCUCGGCCCCAACCCCGGUCGGAGAUCAGAGCAGGCAUCUGGAGAGGAGAGGGGCUGGGAAGCGGGAGCAGACACCCCCGAGCCUGCAGGGAUGAAGUGGGGGGCGGGUCUUCCCGGGCCCUCCAGGGUGCAGGCUGCAGAGAUGCCAGGUCUGCACCUGCGGAGUUCACGCUCCACCAACUCAGUAAAGGUGGGGCUCCCUCUUGUCCCUGGCUCCUGCCUGCUCGAUUGAGCGCGAAGCCCAGGUCUGCAGCCGCAGCAGGGAGGCUGCAGCUCUACCCUGGAGGGCAGAUCCUGUCUGCUCCCGGCCCCCACCAAGAGCACAGGGAAGCUCCGAUCUCCAGCAUCAGUUUGGGCAGCUGUAGCCCCACCCAGGAAGGCGGGGCGCCUGCCUGCUCCAUAGAGCAGGAAGCCUGGUCUGCAGCCACGAUUUGGGUGGCUGCAGUGGCACCCACGGAGCCCCUGCCCCAACCCAGAAUGGGUGAGGCUCCCACCGCCUCCAUGGAGUGUGCAGCCCUAGCCGGCCUCCCUGUUGCAGCAGCAGCUGCCAUCAAUAGAUGGAAUUACAACCACCGAGCACGUCCUGAUUCACGUGACUUUCAACAUGUUAUAAAGGCAUACUCUUCAUGGGGGCUGUUUUCUAGCUUCUUUGUCUCACAUCAAAUGAGGGCUGCUCCCCUGGCUGGACCUAUGGCUCCUGACAUGACUCCCCGGAGGUGUGGCCUUUCUCCAGCAAUAAAUAUCGAAGCUGCUGCCGUUCCUGAAGGCGAGCCUUUCCUUGGACUGGGAAAUUAAGAGGGCAAGAUCGCCUCCCUUCCCCUAGGGUUUGCCGGGGCAGCGUUGUUUACAGUGAAAAAUGUGCCAUGCAGCCUCAGUUUUAACCUGACCAGCGAACAUAUGGACUCGGAUGGAAGCAAAAUGGUGUAUUGUAAAUACUCCGGGUGCUUCCGCCACCAACGCAAGAAGCGAGGGGGAAUCUAAUUAUUCUCGAACAGAUUGUCCUCUGCCGAACACUGUCACGCCUGCCUGCCGAUUAACAAGAAAACGGCCUGUCUCUAACUCCAAAAGCCACACACAACCGUCUGCAGGCCCCUGUGUCAGUUUGCUGCAGUGAUUGGACGACACCAUCAACCUUCACCAAGGGAGGAACAGUUUGGAGAGUUCUUGAAAUUUUCAGCUGCUGCUUUCUUUCUUCUCUUCUGCCAUCCUUCCCCUUCCUCCUCUCAGAAUUGGUGCUGUUGUGCCAAUUCUAGGUGAAUUGGAGUAUGUGGCUCUGGCUAGCAUGGGUGUGUAGGCCCCAUUAUUAGAUUCCUGGGCAGUUUGCCUCCUUUCUAGUCUCUGCUUCCCAGACUGGUUCUCCACACUCCGCUUCACUUCUAGUUUAUUCUGUCUUCCUCAAAACUCACCCCCAGGACGGUCUUCUGUUAGUCUUUUAUGCCUUACCCUGCACCGGGUCUGCAUACCCUCCAUUCUGAGAAAGCCAAUUGUGUUUACUGUCUCCUCUUUAACUGCUGAAGGAAGGAUGGGUGUUGGCACUUGGCGGAGAAGGAGGUUUGUUUGGACAGAGGUCUCUUUCCCAAACCCUUGUCGUUAACUCACAUGUGCAGGUACGUGUUCUACUGAGGUCAGGCCAUAAGCAUUUUCUUCUUUUUGGUCCAUUUACAGUUCUGUAGUUUGAUUCUUUGAUAUACAAAUGUCCUGGGUUGCUGGAAAUCCCUAGAAAUUUUAGUUUUAAGAAAAGGUCAUAAGCUGUUUUAGUACCUGGAUUCUUCUAAAAAGUUCAUGUUUAUUCACUUCCCUGUUCUUCCUGCAUGGUGCACCUUUAGGCUGGUGUAUUUUCCUUAUCGGAGAACAUGGCAUGCUUUCUUGUCUUGCCCUUUAUCUAUUUCUCCCAGAUAGGUAAGCUCCCUGAGGGCAGGGAUACCCUCUACCUUCUUGCGAUUAUAUCCUCAACAAUUGGCACUUCGAUCAGCCUGUGAAUACUCAAUAACUGUAUAUUAGAAAAUAAUGACUGAGCCUGCUUUAAGAGUGCUUUAAAAGCAUUAGGGUUGAAUAUGAGUUUUGAAGUCAGACAGACCUGGAAUAAAAUUCCUUCCUCUACUCCUUAAUAUCGGUAAGACUCUUUGACCUUUCUAAGUCUCACUUCCUCAUUUGUAUCAGAUUCGAUCUUGGAUUGUCACUAAUUCAAUAAUAGCUACUAACAUAUAUUGACCACUUAGUUUGUGCCAGGCAUUAUGCUUAGCAGUCUACAUGGAUGGUUUCAUUUAACCUUCGUGAUGUCUGUGAGAUGAAUGCUGUUUUUUUAAUUAGCUGCUUUUCUCAGGUCGGAAAGUCAAUUUAAGAGGCUUACGCUACUUACUGAAUGUUACACAGCUAGAAAGUGGGCUGAGUUCACACUCGGUCACCUGAUUGCCAAGCCUGUGCUCUUAAGAUCUCAGGUUCAUUGAAGGCAGCAACAUUUGGUGAGUAUAUAGCAGUUAAUCAAUAAUCAAAACAAGUAAAAUGUAAGAACAGCACUUUAAAACUUGUCUUUAAUCCAGUGAAGCUCAGAUGCCUAUAUUGCCUUUUAAUUGUCUAAGCACUUGCACAAAAUUAUCUAAUAUGAUCCCAACAAUUCAGUAUUAUUAGUCAAAUUUAAUAUGUAAUAAUUGGGAGAAUAAAAGCUAUUUAUUGAGCUAUUCGCUGCUGACACUACAUACAUUAUAACUAAUAUUCCUGACAGCCUUUUGAGUUAGAUGUUAUACCGCUUUCAUUUUGCAAAUAAGAACCAGAAGCUCAGAGAAGUUUCUGAACUUGAUCAAGGUCACAUUGUAGCUCAGAUUAAAAUUUGCAUCUGAGCCAGGCAUGUGUAGUCUCAGUAACUCAGGAGGCUAAAGCAGAAGGAUCCCAUGAGCCCAGGAGGUCAAGGCUAUAGUUUACUAUGAUUGAGUGUGUGAAUAGCCACUGUACUCCAGCCUGAGCAACACAGUGAGACCUUGUCUAAAGAAAGAAGAAAGACAAAUUCAGAUUUUCAAGCCUGUGUUCUUUCCACUAUACAAAACUAUUAGGAUGCUUUCGUGAGGCGGUGGGGAAGUUGACUUUCUGGAAGUUUUUUGCUAUCCAGAUCCGGGAAACCCGAUUCGUGCUUCCUGAAUUAGCUCUGUUAUAUACAUUGCAGAGUAAAUUCUGUGUCCCUAGUCUUCUGUGAAGUGGGAACAUGGUGCCUGUGUCCAAGUGUUUUAUCUCUUUCCAUUAAAGUCAGCAGUUUUCCAAAGGUCUUGUUUAUGAAGGUUAUUAGUUAUGCAAAAUGGGCCUUUAUGGAUAGUUCUAUGAAAUGAUUCCAAUUAAAAAGAAGUGGGUAGAUUGCCAGUUGGUGUCAGCUAAUUAAAUUAUGAUAUGCUCCUGUCAUUAACAAGGACUCUGACUGGAGGAAAAAUAAAAAGAUAAAAGCAAGUUUCUGAAAUUUGUUGACAGGGAGGGUAUAUUACUUUGCCCAUUCUCAUAUAAUUAGAAGAAUAAAACAGGAGCUUCCCAUUUUGUAUUUGAAAUAGGGAAAUCUGUUAUUACUUUCUUCUAGGGUAUAAUUAAUCAAGUUCAGCUGCAGUAUUUUAGAUGUUAUGGUGAAAUGGAGUUUUAUUAAAAACUGUAGUUUAAUAAUAAUGGAUCAGUUGUACUGACAUUAUUGCAAACAUAAAAAUGAGCUUCGAAUACCAAAAACACAUUCAAUAAAUUUAAUUGAGAAGGGGCUGUGUUAGAAUUUUUAGGCUGGUUCCACGUCAGUGUUUGCCAUGAGUAAGAGAAGACAUUGGUACCCAGGCUUGCCCUGAAGAGUGCCAGGGACAUGGCGGUAGCAGCAUCCCGAUCUUUAGUAGUCCUCUGGCGGGUGUAUCCGUCAGCUCUUGUCAGCUCGACAGGGAGGCUGUCCGUCCAGGUGAGGAGAGCCUUGCCGGGCUGCAGUAAGUAGCUUAUAAGUACAGUCAGGGAAUGGAGAAGAAAAUCUCCAGCUUUUCCUCCAGCUAAAGUUAUCAAUCUUUACAGGUACUUCUGGAAGCUGUUGGUUAGCCAUGCUGCUGUUGUGUGAGGAAACGAGUGCCUGGCUGGAAAGCACAAGGCUUUGGGAAAGUUACUUUUUCUGCAUUAAAUCAAAUGUUCAAUAUCUUGAUCCUGUGCCCUUCUGUGAGGUGAUGUAGUGGAGCAUUCUUCUAGACAUAUAGGUAAAUGGUGUUGACCUAACAGAUGGGAGGAUCCAGAAGCAUAGAGGCUGGGAUCCCAAAGCAUGAAUAAGCAGAAUCUAGAAUUUAGACCUUACUAAUUUGACAUUUAUGAUGAUUCAUAUAGUGCUGCUUUGAUUGAUUGAUUGAUUGAUUUGAGAUAGGGUCUCGCUCUGUUGCCCAGGCUGAAAUGCAGUGACACAAUCAUGGAUCACUGCAGCCUUGACCUCGUGGGCUCAAGUGAUCCUCCCACCUCAGCCUCCCAAGUAGCUGGGACCGUAGCCACAUGCCUCUAUAGCCGGCUGAUUUUUUGUAUUUUUAGUGGAGAUGGGAUUUUGCCACAUUGCCCCGGUUGGUCUUGAACAAGCUAUCCACCUGCCUUGGCCUCCCACAGUGCUGGGAUUACAGGUGUGAGCACCAUGCCUGUCCUGCUUUGACUUUUUUUCUUUCAAAAUGUGUUAUGGAGAGAACUGACUUAGAAUCCUAUUGUAUACCCAAGACUGCAAGGACACUGUUUAAACUUACAAAGAAAGGCACCUGUUUUGAAGCCUUUGGGAAGACGUAUUUCUUGCAGUAAUGCAUGAUUCACUAAGAGUCCCUAUCCUUUAAGCAGGUCCCAAGACCCUCUACACUGUUAGUCUAAUUGGAGGAUGCAUGUUUGUGUGUGUGUGUGUGUGUGUGUGUGUGUGUGUGUGUGUAUUAAAUAUACAACUGUAUUUCCAUUAAAAAAGAUAAUGUAAUCCAGGUUAGCUUUUUUGCCUGUUAAUUCACAUUAGUGAGAUUUUGUUGUCCAUUGUGGUGGCAAUUAUUUCUUACCAUUCCAUGUGGGUCUUACACAAUUAAGAGAGGCUGGUUGCACAGCCAGACUUGCACAGAACUUUCUACCCUCGUGUUUAUCUCCAUGAAGAAGCUGCCAAAGGUUGGAACUAAGAUCACCAAGCCCUUCUUACUUGUCUUCACACUAAACAUGCUUCAUGAUGUUCUGGCCAAUUUGUGUUUGUAGGUGUCCAGAAAAGAGCAAUAUACUUACGAGAACUCUCUACUGAAAGUACAGCAGUGCCCCCCUUAUCUGAGGUUUCAUUUUCUGUGCUUUUAGUUACCUUUGGUCAACUACAGUCUAAAAAUAUUACAUGGAAAAUUCCAGAAAUAAACAGUUCAUAGGUUUACAGUCGUGCACUGUUCUGAGAAGCAUGAUGGAAUCCCGUAUCCCCCGGGACAUGAAUCAUUCUUUCAUCAAGCGUAUCCAUGCGUAUACACGACCUACCCAUUAGUCACCUAGCAGUCACCCUCAGUUAUCAGAUGGAGUAUUGCAGUCUCACAGUGCUUGUGUUCAAGUAACCCUUAUUUGACUUAAUAAUGCUCCCAAAGUGCAAGACUAGCGCUGUCAAUUUGGAUAUGCCAAAAAGAAGCUGUAAAGUGCUUCCUUCAGUGAAAAGGUGAAAGUUCCCGACUUAAUAAGGAAAGAAAAAAAAAAUACGCUGAGGUUGCUAAGAUCUACAGGAAGAAAGAAUCUAUCCAUGAGACUGUGAAUAGUAUAUUAUUAUAAUUGUUUUAUUAGUAAUUAUUUUUGUUAAUCUCUGUGCCUAAUUUAUAAAUUAAGCUUUAUCAUAGGUAUGUAUGUAUAAGAAAAAGCAUAGAGUAUAGAGGGUACAGUACUAUCUGUGGUUUCAGGCACCCACUGAGGGUCUUGAAAUGUAUCCCCUAAGGGUAAGGGGGACUACUGAAUCGAGAAGAGAGGUAUCCUUCUGGUGCUAAAGAAAGAAAAAAGAAUGUGGUAUACUGAGGUUCAAGGCCGGUGAUGCCUGAUUCUUAGUGACUGCUAUCUUCUGAGCAAGUUCUUUUUGCUUAAAGGUAAUUUCUUAAAUGUGAGAGUAAGGAAGAGGAAAACUUUGAAAAAGAGAAUGAACCCAAACAUAAUUUGACUUCUUUAUAGGAAACUUAACUUUGUUUCAAAAUAAGUCUUUCAUUGCUUCCAGCUCGACUCUGCUUCCACUGAACAUAGAACUCAAUCACCAGGGUUUAAACAGCAACUAGUGCUGUAUUCCAGGAGAUGUGUUUACUAAAUGGAAUCUUGAAUGUUUUUACAUUGCUUUAUGAAUUCUGGACUGUUUAAUAAAUUUAAAUGAAGAUUUUUUUUAAAUGUGUUUACGUUGGCAUGUUAGUCAUUUACUGCAGAAUUUUGAGUACAUUCAGGGGGGCUGUGGUUCUGUAAAGGACUUACCACAGUUUCUAGCACACUGUACAUGUUUAAUAGACAUUAUGCUGCUGUUGCUUUUGUUGGCUACCAUAACUGUGAAGGAGAGAAUUGAGGACAGUAAAAUGAAAGUAAGUAAUCAUAGGAAUGCACCAUCUGUCAAGGUGUGCUUAAGACAUUAAAAUUCCUUUGAAUAUCCGUACAAAUGAUAAAAUUUGAGAAAUAAUUGUUUGUCUUUGUUUUACCAUUAGGCUUUUUGGUAGCUGUAUCCUGUCGCCCUGUUCAACAUUUGCUCAUAUCGUGUGGAAUUCAAAUCCUGCUAGAUCUUUUGCAGAGUUUCCAGUUCUGUUGUGUGUAUACAGUGACAGCUGAGUUCAGUAUGGGUUGUUAGAGAGAGUUGAUUUCCAAGCCAGAUACUUUUGGGUUCAAGUGACUGCUCCCUUAUGUAUUAGCUCCAUGUGACCCUAAGACAUUUAGUGUCCUAUGAACCUUUCUGAGAAUUGUUCUGAGUUUUCCUGACAGAGUCACCAGCUUCAAGAAAAACAUAGCAGUUGAACGGAUAGGUCACCUGAAUGAAGCCUGCCCACUUGGGUAGCCCCUGACAAUACCUCUACUGUCAUAAGUUAUAUAAGAUAGUAAGUAUUGAUCCUAAAGAUGGUCCUGAAUUGCCAAGGAAGAUAGACUCCACUCUGCUAAGCCAGUGACCGUGAUGUGCAUUUGAAACGCAUUUCCUUCCAGCUGGGCUUGGUGGCUCAGUUCUGUGAUCCCAGCAACUCAGGAGGCGGAGAGGGGAGGAUGGCUUAAGGCCAGGAGUUCAAGAGCAGCCUGGGCAACAUAGUGAGACUCCAUCUCUAACGGGGCAUGAUGGCAUGUGCUUAUAGUCCCUACUACUUGGGAGGCUGAGGCAGGAGGAUCACUUUAACACAAGAGUUUGAGGCUGCAGUAAGCUGUGAUUGUGCCACUGUACCCCAGCCUGGGUGACAGAUUGAGACCCCUAUCUCUAAAAAAUAAUAAAUAAAUAAAUAGCAUUUCCUUCCAAAUGGGCGGGAUAAAAAGGUUUGAUGCUUUAAAGUAUAAACUUUAAUAGGAAAAUAAUCCACCACGGAGCAGUUCCUUCAAUGAAGAUGGUGGACACUUCCGUUCUCUGUUGCACAGCUGCAGUAACUGCUAGCGGUACUAAUACUACUGGUGCUAGUACUAAUACUAAAGCUAACAUUUGUUGACCUUAUAUUGUUGCUAGAAAGUGUAAGUCUUUCAUUUUUUCUUAGUCCCAAAGAAUACGUGUACAAGAUGAAUACCACUAAUAAUUUUCCAGAGGAGGAAAUAGGCUUAGAGAAAAGUGUCUGGGCCAAAAUAAUGCACAUCCAAAGCGGUGGAGCUGGAAUUUGAAGCGAAAGGUCCUGAUCCCCAGAACCCAUCAUCCUUUUACCUGUUUUACCAAGCAUUUCAGCAGAAACCUGGCACUUGUACCUCAUUGACCAUUACUGGCAAGUCUUCUCAUUUGUAUAUAUGUGCAUUCUUCAUGAUCCUUUUGAAAGAGAUCUUGGUUUAGAUAAUAUUCUUAUGUAACUAAAGAAUGAUUUGUCCAUUCUUAUGUUUUGUCUUCGAUCAACCAAUACAUGAUGAAAAGAAUAUCUUGAUGAAAGGGAGAACUGUGUCAUUGCAGAGUGAAAUAUGGGUGAUUCAUAUCUUAAUGAAAGGGAGAGCUGUGUCAUUGUAGAGUGAAACACAGGUGAUUCAUAUCUUUGUGCGGACUAUCCAUGGCAUAUUUAAAAGCUUAGAUCAGCUGCUCUUUCCUUUCCAGCAGGAUUCUUUGCUGUCUUCUCAGAGUGUGAUGAAAUAUUCAAUUCUUUUAACAUUAGCUUGAACAAAACAAAAUUGGAGAAAUAGCCUGUCAUUAAGGCCUUCUAUAACCCACCAUUGUUAACCAUCUUGGAUUUUCUGUGUAAUAUUAGCACAUAUCAACAAUUUUUAAUUUAAAAUUCUACAUGUGUAACUAUAAAAUCAGAAUUUUUCAUUUUUGUUAAAGAAAUGUGUUUCAAACUCAGCUUCUUGAAUGCUUAUGGCAUGCAGUUUGUUUUGCUGUGAAUUGACAAAGGGAAUUACUAGAAAAAGAGAAAAAGAGUGCAGAGUUUGCUAAAUUCCUUUCCUGGAAAAUAGGGAAUUGAUAGUUGAGAAAUGAAAGUGUGUUAUAAAGCUCUUAUAACACCCACUGGAAAAUAAUCAUUAAAUAUUAGACAAUAUGAUUGGAUUAGGAAUGUUUUAGGUAGAAUGAAGUCAACCAAGUUCUGUUUUUCUGUGUGGUCUUGAGAAAAUCUAUGUAUUGAAAUACUCAUGUUAGCCUCCCAUUUUCAUUAGAUAUAUUUUAUAAACAUUUUUUGGUCCAUUGAGAAAGACCCUUUAUAACAGAAGGUUAAAAGGUUAAUUUUAGGUCUUUGGUCUAUGAACAAUUAAAAUUUCCCAGGAAGCUUAAUCAGACAUUAAUGUAACACUCAAUCAGUCCCCUGAACCUGCUGUGAGUUUCGCCAUUACUCCUUAUUGAUUAGACUGUAUUCUUUUUGCUGCUAAUGAAUUAUUUAUGGAGGAUUCCUUGAGAGUAUUCAGGCAUUGUGAAGGAAGAAGAUAAAAACCCCUUCCUCUGUAUAGCUCAGGCCAGGGGUUUGGUGGCUGCUGUGACUGAUUGUGAAGGCUCUGUCCCCUGGGUCCCUGUUGUCUUAACUGUCCUGCAGCUUUACAAAGUCUUGAGUUACUGAGAGAAGAUACAAAAGGGAUUAGAUUAUGUCUAGCAAACUUGACAGACCUGAGCAUUUAGAAAAUAUUUUCCACAUGAUUUGUUUAUAGAGAGCGGUACAAAGAAAUUUAGGUACUGUGCAAAGUAUUUAAACUUUUUUUAAAAAUAAAUUUUUGGCUGGGCGCGGUGACUCAUGCCUGUAAUCCCAGCACUUUGGGAGGCCGAGGCGGGCGGAUCACGAGGUCAGGAGAUCGAGACCAUCCUGGCUAACACGGUGAAACCCCGUCUCUACUAAAAAUACAAAAAAUUAGCCGGGCGUGGUGGCGGGAGCCUGCAGUCCCAGCUACUCGGGAGGCUGAGGCAGGAGAAUGGUGUGAACCUGGGAGGCGGAGCUUGCAGUGAGCUGAGAUCGCGCCACUGCACUCCAGCCUGGGCGACAGAGCGAGACUCCGUCUCAGAAAAAAAAUAAAUAAAUAAAUAAAUUUUUAAAAUAGUUUAUAGGAAGAGAUGAACUGACCAAAAUGCAGUCAGGUUUUUUGUUUUUUGUUUUCAGUUCGGGCUUUAUUUUGUUUUAAAUCCUAGAAGCUUAGUAUUAUGAAAACAACUGUUUUAAUGCAAAUAUCUUUCAUAAGUAGUGAGCGAAUAUAUACGAAGAGGGUGUCUUGUUCUCACAGUGCAGCACUCGGGGCGGAGUGAGGAUGGGACAGAGGAGGACUGUGCACAGCCUCGGUGCUAUGUGUAAAUUUAGUCCCUUGGCCCUAUGCACAGAAUGAGGAAAAUGAGUAAGACAUACAUACUAUAUUUUUAUUCAGCUGGAUUUAAUUAUCUUAAGGAAUAUCUUUUUAUCAUUAAAGGUAUUUUACAUUUUUAACAGAAAUAAGAAAAAAAAUUAUGUGUUUGUGUGUGUAAUGGGGGAUGACAUACAAAGCCUAAAUGAAAUUUGUUCUAAAAUUCAGGGUAAUAAUCUCUGAGAGGAAUUUGGAGAUUUCCUUUUUUUUUAAAUGUGUGCUCCCAAAUACCAAAGAGCCAUUCCAAAACUCAGUAGUAGAAUUAUAUACAAAAUGUAAUGGAAAUACCUUCUUAGAUGACUUUAAAAUGGAAAAAGAAAUCGGCUUAUCCUAUAACCCGCUACUUCCGCCCAGGGACUUGCAGAGAAACACCUGUGCGUUCUCAGAACUUGUUUCACUCUGUAGGGUGGAGGGAAAAAUCGAUCAUGAUCUAAGGCUGUGGUUGCUGAAUUGGGUUAUUAGUUGUGCACCAUCUACUUUUACCGUCUUUUGAUCUGGCCACUAUAUUUAGGUUGUUAUGGUAUCCAGUGGGGAGAAAAACAACUUAAACUUUUGCAAUUGGGAAACCAAGUGAUACUUUAAAAAACUUAAUGAACCUUGAAAAUUGCUACUCACCGUGUGAGAGUAAAAAUGUCGCAUCAGGUGGGUAGCAAAGAAAAUUGUCUUGAUACUUCCUGCAUUCUGACAAUAUUUCUUUGGCAGAUAAUCAUGUAUCUUUUACUGAGAGUCUGCUUUGUGCAGAUACCCUUAUAUUGUCCUUGUAUGCACUUUGGGGAGAUACAUAAAGGAGAAAUUAAUAUUAAGAUUAAAACAUGUGAAUCCCAUGGACUCAGGUGAGGAGAAAUGGCGAGUAACCACUAAUAGGUCCAGAGUUUCCUUAUGGAGUGAUGAAAUAUUCUGGAAUUACAUAGUGGUGAUGAGUGUACAGUUUUGCAAAUAUAUGAGAAACAACUGAAUUGUAUACUUUAGAAGCAUGAAUAUUACAGCACGUGACUUAUAUAACAAUUAAAAAAACCCAAAUCCAAAAUUCUAGUAUAUGCAUGAUCAGAAAAACAACAACCCAAUUGCUUAGCUCGUAGUCCUUGGACCUGUUGUAAGACUUCUGUUUCUUAUCCUCUGCCUACUGUUCCCUGAAUGAUCUUCCACAGUGACUGAUUUAAUAGAGUUAAAAACUUUCCGUGAACUCUCAUUGCUUUUAGUUAGGUCUGUGCAUACAGUUGGGCAGACUGUGCUCUGCAGAAGUCUAAGAAAUGUCUUUCUCAUUCUGCUUUUUUGGAUGAAUUCAGACUCAUUACAUGACAUUUAGGACUGUCUGCAUCUUAGUUCCAGCCUACCAUUCAGCAACUUCAUUCAUUUAUAUGCCCACUCAUUCACUUAUUCAUUCAUUUUAUUUGUAUGUUCAUUGGUUCCUAUGUUGGUUCAUUCAUUCAUUUACUCACUCAUUGAUUCAUUUAACUGUAUUCCUUAUCUUGCCUACUGGUUGUUAUGUUCUCCCUGCCCAGUCUGCAGAGCCCAUGCUGUACAUUGUCUCAGCCUUUUUCCCACCUUCUUCCUCCAACUCCCAGAUAUAUUCUCAAGGCCCUGCUUCUAUCCUGCAUUUUUUUGCACCUUUCUUUUGCCAUUACAGAGUUGUACUUUUUUUCUUUAAGUGCCCAGUACAUAACAAAAGAAGGUUCUAUCUCAGAUGGGGCAGCAUUAUUCACAACUGUCUCCGGGCUCCUCCAUGAGGUGUCUAAGGUGUCUACCUUUCUUUCAACUUUAAAAUCUGAACAUGAUGGACCUAUGCUUUUGGAAUUGGGGGUGGGUAGCCAACUAAAAAAUGGAGAGCCACUCUUUACCUGGAUAGCUAAUUUUUAUGUUAUUGUAGGAUAAUAACCACAAAUCAAGGCACAGCUACCUAUUAGAGCUGGCCUGAAAGCUUUAAAUUCUGCAGAAUGUGUUAUAUGUGCCAUUAACUCCAAUCUGUUGGUGCUAAUUUGAAAUGGUGGUUUGGGAACAUGUGCAGUUCCUGGUGUACUUGAAGAUUUCAGGACAUGAAUGACAAACAGUACCAAUAACUCUCUGAUCUAACAGUGAGAAGUUAUCAGCAGGCACUGCCAGAUUUGAGAAUAUUCAUCUUUUCUCACAUUGUUUUCUUUCUUAUUUUGCAUAAGUGAAUAAAGGAUGAUUUUGGAAAGCCUUACACUUGAUAUACAUUAUACAAUCCUAGAGGCCUUUAAAAAACAGGACAGAAAACUUACUUGAAUGCUUGAAAGGUAAUGGACCAGAUUAGAGUUUGAACUAGAUGACUCUUAGCAGUUCCUUCUACUUGGAUGAUGUCAUAUGCUUCUCUUUUAUUUAAAAUGUCAUUUUGGUUUGUAUAUUAAAACAAUUUUAGCUGUAUAUUUCUACUCUGUUCAUAUAUAAUAUGUAUACAUUAUGCAUAUAUAAUAUGUAUACAUUGUAUACAUACACGUAUGUGUGUGUGUGUGUGUCUGAGACAAUUGCCAGACUCAUUUUAAUUAUGAAGCUUUAAGGUGAUUGAUAUUGGGAUCACUUUUGCCUCUGCAUCUUAAGCAAAUUUAUGUUCUUUGCCUAAUGACUUCUAUAUUUGCCAGCAUGGACUUAUCUUGAGAUGACUCAGGAAUGUUACUGGAAGUGAUAGUUGUUUGGAAUAAUUUGACGCAUGUCCCUAAGAUGGCUUACUUUUGCCCCUCUGUCAUUUUAGAACAUACUUAAGCUGUGCACACUGGGAUAGCUUCCAGAAGCUUAAAUUUUAGGAUUUAAUUAGGUCAUACAAUAUUAAUUAAUAAAAAACUUUUUGAAUUGCUUUGUGUUCGCAGGUACUGUGUCUGAUGCUCCACAUAGAAGGAUGAAUGGGACCAAAGGUCCUACUCUAAACCAUUCACAGAGGAGUAGUGAGACCUAUUAGAAAGGAUUUGAAACAAAAGCUUUCAGGUGAUCUGCAACUCUUUCACCAUCUGUAAUGCGGAGAUGCAGGAAGUUGGUGUUGGCCUAUAUCCCAGUAUCUCUUUGCUCAAUCACAGCUGUGACCCCAACUGUUCGAUUGUGUUCAAUGGGCCCCACCUCUUACUGCGAGCAGUCCGAGACAUCGAGGUGGGAGAGGAGCUCACCAUCUGCUACCUGGAUAUGCUGAUGACCAGUGAGGAGCGCCGGAAGCAGCUGAGGGACCAGUACUGCUUUGAAUGUGACUGUUUCCGUUGCCAAACCCAGGACAAGGAUGCUGAUAUGCUAACUGGUGAUGAGCAAGUAUGGAAGGAAGUUCAAGAAUCCCUGAAAAAAAUUGAAGAACUGAAGGCACACUGGAAGUGGGAGCAGGUUCUGGCCAUGUGCCAGGCAAUCAUAAGCAGCAAUUCUGAACGGCUUCCCGAUAUCAACAUCUACCAGCUGAAGGUGCUCGACUGCGCCAUGGAUGCCUGCAUCAACCUCGGCCUGUUGGAGGAAGCCUUGUUCUAUGGUACUCGGACCAUGGAGCCAUACAGGAUUUUUUUCCCAGGAAGCCAUCCCGUCAGAGGGGUUCAAGUGAUGAAAGUUGGCAAACUGCAGCUACAUCAAGGCAUGUUUCCCCAAGCAAUGAAGAAUCUGAGACUGGCUUUUGAUAUUAUGAGAGUGACACAUGGCAGAGAACACAGCCUGAUUGAAGAUUUGAUUCUACUUUUAGAAGAAUGCGACGCCAACAUCAGAGCAUCCUAAGGGAACGCAGUCAGAGGGAAAUACGGCGUGUGUCUUUGUUGAAUGCCUUAUUGAGGUCACACACUCUAUGCUUUGUUAGCUGUGUGAACCUCUCCUAUUGGAAAUUCUGUUCCGUGUUUGUGUAGGUAAAUAAAGGCAGACAUGGUUUGCAAACCACAAGAAUCAUUAGUUGUAGAGAAGCACGAUUAUAAUAAAUUCAAAACAUUUGGUUGAGGA